AUGGUGUUGAAUUCGAAGAACUUUGGACACCAUCAGUCAGCGGAGGAUUUGAUGGCCAAGCAUGCCGGUGCGCAUGACCAUCGUGGACCCGCACCUGCGGCUUUGGAAGAUCGGAUCGUCUUGGAUCCCGCUGGGCAACCUCAAGCAAUUGAUGGUCAGCCUCUGGCAAUUGUGCCUCUUCCACUACCACCUCUACCUGAAGCACCUGAAACUCCAACAGCUGAAGUUCCUGUGCCAGCAAUGCCAAGAACAAGACGCCAGAAGCAGCUUGCGGACAUGCCCGGUUGCCUGCGACACCUGCCAAGCAGCAAUCAACAACAACCUGCAGACGAUACUGCAGCCAUUGAUGUGCAGUCUGGUUGGUUCCUUGACCCCGAGGGAAACCAACAGUUGUGA
This is a messenger RNA of Cladocopium goreaui, 396 nucleotides long. The record is from the annotation of a GenBank genome assembly. NCBI's taxonomy places the organism in Eukaryota, Dinophyceae, Suessiales, Symbiodiniaceae.